Molecule: messenger RNA, 1700 nt
Organism: Gopherus evgoodei (Goodes thornscrub tortoise)
Lineage: Eukaryota; Metazoa; Chordata; Testudines; Testudinidae
Product: keratin, type I cytoskeletal 14
Exons: 8
Coding region: 39-1514 (491 amino acids)
Cellular component (GO): keratin filament
Molecular function (GO): structural molecule activity
Source: RefSeq, a predicted model, not a curated record
GACUCUCUUGGGCUUUAGAUCCUCAACUACCUUUCACCAUGACCACCAGCGUCAGGCAAUAUUCCUCGUCUACAUCCCUAAAGGGGUUAGGUGGAUUAAGUGGAUUAGGAGGUGGCUCCACACGGGUUUCCUCUGUGAAUCUUGGAGGUCCCUACAGAACCCCAAGUAUUCAUGGGGGAUCUGGUGGCUUUUCUGUCUCCUCUUCUAGGUAUGUCUCUGGAGUAGGAAGUAGCCUGGGUGGUGGCUAUGGGGGGAGCUACAGUAGUAGCUUUGGAGGUGGCUACGGGGGUGGCCUUGGAGGUGGCUACGGGGGUGGCCUUGGUGGUGGCCUUGGUGGUGGCCUUGGUGGUGGCUAUGGGGGUGGCCUUGGAAGUGGCUAUGGGGUUGGCUUUGGAGGUGGCUUUGGUGGUGGUGAUGGCAUUCUCCCUGCGGGUGAGAAGGAAACUAUGCAGAACCUGAACGACCGCCUGGCUACCUACCUGGACAAGGUGCGUGCUCUGGAGGAGGCCAAUUCUGAUCUGGAGAUUAAGAUCAAGGAGUGGUAUAAGAAGCAGGGACCCAGUCCUGACCGUGACUACAGCCCAUAUUACAGGACAAUUGAAGACCUGAGGAGCAAGAUCCUUGCUGCCACUAUCGACAAUGCCAACAUUGUCUUACAGAUUGACAAUGCCAGGCUGGCAGCUGAUGACUUCAGAACCAAGUUUGAGACAGAGCUGUCCCUGCGCAUGAGUGUGGAGGCUGACAUCAAUGGCCUGCGUAGAGUCCUGGACGAGCUGACCCUGGCCAGAGCUGACCUGGAGAUGCAGAUCGAAAACCUGAAGGAAGAGCUGGCUUAUCUCAAGAAGAACCAUGAGGAGGAAAUGAAUAUACUACGCAGCCAGCUGGGUGGAGAUAUCACUGUGGAGAUGGACGCCGCUCCUGGGGUUGACCUGACCAAGAUCCUGGCCGACAUGAGAGAGCAGUAUGAGAGCUUGGCAGAGAAGAACCGUAAAGAGGCUGAGCAGUGGUUCUUCACCAAGACAGAAGAGCUGAACCGAGAAGUAGCCAUGAACACGGAACAGUUGCAGAGCGGCAAGUCGGAGAUCACAGAACUAAGACGCACCGUCCAGGGCCUGGAGAUAGAGCUGCAGUCCCAGCUCAGCAUGAAAGCUGCUCUGGAAGGCACCUUGGCGGAGACAGAAGCUCGCUAUGGCACCCAGUUGGCACAGCUCCAGGCCCUGAUCACUAGCGUGGAGGAGCAGCUGGCCGAGCUCCGAUGUGACAUGGAGCGCCAGAACCACGAGUACAAGAUUCUCGUGGACGUUAAGACGCGCCUGGAGCAAGAGAUUGCCACGUAUCGCCGCCUGCUGGAGGGCGAGGAUGCCCACAUUGCUUCCCAGUACUCGGCAGCGCUGUCCUCGCAGGGUGGGAGAGAUGUAAUCUCAUCCGCUCGUCAAGUCCGCACUAUUGUUGAGGAGGUCCAAGAUGGAAAGGUGGUCUCUUCCCGUGAGCAGGUUCAGCUUUCCACCCGCUAACAGUACAGAGAACUCUAUGGAUCCCGGUCCCAUGGCCUGCGCUGCUCAGAAACAAUAAAGCAAGAGAGUCAUUGAAUGAUCCAGUCGCUGUAUCUAACUGAGCCAUGGGGAAUACUCAGCUCAGUUUGUGCUUUCUCUUUCACCUGUCUUUGAGUACCGUACUGAAGUCUGCAAACGUCUAAUAAA